Molecule: messenger RNA, 2120 nt
Organism: Aspergillus pseudonomiae
Lineage: Eukaryota; Fungi; Ascomycota; Eurotiomycetes; Eurotiales; Aspergillaceae
Product: clathrin-mediated endocytosis regulator UBX3
Exons: 2
Coding region: 133-1671 (512 amino acids)
Cellular component (GO): endoplasmic reticulum
Molecular function (GO): ubiquitin binding
Source: RefSeq, a predicted model, not a curated record
ACAUUUUCAAGCUCAUUCCCUGAGUCACUGCUACAGUCAACGCCAUUAGCUACGAGGACCUCUCCGUUGAUCCCGACGAGCCUCUUGCGACAGCGAUUCCUUUAAUUGUAUGGAUCGAGCCAUUGGUUGACAAUGACCUCUUCGGGGCUUGAUAUCUCCCAGCUCUCCGACAGCGAAAGGUCUGCUCUAGACACCUAUAUAGCUGUAACGGGUCAGGAGCCGUCGGAAGCUAUUCCCUUGUUGCGCCGCUCACAAUGGAAUGUACAGAUCGCCAUCUCGAAGUUUUUCGAUGGGGAAGGUCCAGAUCCAGUCGAAGAAGCCCGUGCAGCUCUCAAUACCCCUCCUCGACCUAAUCGUCAAACACAAAAUCUCAUGACAGAUGACCUCACCGCAAACUUCACCUCGGCUGUGCGUGCCGCCGAUCCUGCUCCCCGAGUCGAGACUCAACCAGAAGGACAACCGGUUUAUCGUCCGCCUUUCCUACUAGCUCUUCUGUUCACCCCGAUCAAUCUUCUAUACCGAUUACUUUACAGUUCCUUCCGCCUUUUUGGAACUCUGUUCCCUUUCCUUCCCCGUUUCUUCAAUACAACGGCCAGCUCAGCUCUUCACGGUACACAACGGAACACCAAUGGACGCCGGCCGCUGGGGCCUAAAGACACGGCCGCCAGGUUCAUUCGAGAGUUCGAGGAGGAAUACGGGGCCAACACGCUGCCUUUCUUGGAGAAUGGAUACAAUAUGGCUCUAGAAAAAGCCCACCGUGAUCUCAAAUUUCUUCUCGUAGUUCUCCUGGCCCCUGAGCAUGAUGACACGAACGGUUGGGUCCGAGACACCCUCUUGUCCCGGGAGGUUAUCGAUUUUGUCAAUGACCCGCAAAACGACGUCAUUGUAUGGGGAGGUAAUGUACAGGAUUCGGAGGCAUACCAGGUCGCAAACUCUCUCCGGUGUACCAAGUUCCCCUUCGCAGCUGCCGUUGUUCACACUCCCAAUGUAUCCUCGACGGCAAUGUCCGUCGUCUCUAGAAUAUCUGGAACUACGUCGCCGUCAGAGCUUACUGAGAAACUACGAACCGCCAUUUCACAGCACAAGGAGCCUCUAGAGAGGAUCGGGGCCACUCGGGCCGAGCAACAGGCUUCCCGCAGUCUACGGGAGCAACAAGACUCCGCCUACGAGCGUUCAUUGGCCAUUGACCGGGAGCGAGCGAGACAAAGACGGGAAGCUGAGGCAGCUAGACAACGGGAGGAACAAGAGGCUGCAGAGCGCCAAGCCGCGGAGGAGAAGCGGCUCCACGAUUUUCAGCAGUGGAAGCGUUGGCGGGCACAGGCUAUCCCGGACGAACCGAGCGCGGAUGUCAAAGAUGCCGUUCGUGUUAGCAUUCGACUGCCCUCAGGCGAACGUGUUAUUCGGAAGUUCGCGCCAGAAGCUGACCUUGAAGAGCUAUAUGCAUAUGUCGAGUGCUACGAUAUCCUGCAAGAGUCCCACGAGAAACCCACGGAUGUUGAGAAGCCAGAUGGGUUUGAGCAUCAGUACGGGUUUCGACUCGUUUCCCCUAUGCCCCGGGUUAUAUAUGAAGUCGGGGCCGGAGGGACCAUCCGAGACAAGGUCGGUCGAGGAGGCAAUCUCCUUGUCGAACCGAUCGACGACGAAAGUGACGAGGAAGAAGAAGAGUCGUAGAUCUCACUAUGGGGCUGUACUAGUACUGUAUGCAUACUAGCCGAGGGCAAUUCAUGGAGUCAAACUAGACCUGUCUAACUAGUCUCUUUCAAAUUUGACACGAUAAUGAUCACGAACAAUAUCGAGUAUGUUGGGUCGACGAUGUCCCCUACAUCUGUAAAUCAUAACAUCUUCCAAAAGGAUGCCUCGCCUUGGUACCGAACCGGCAACCGGUUUGAAGCUUGUUGUUGAAAGCUAGGCCCACUUGACUCUCUCAGAGAGGGAAAGGAAGAUCUAGAUACAUACCAAGCAUAAAUAUUCUUAUGGAUAAGAGCCCGGGGAGCAUGCGUACCACAUUGCGCUAAAGUGGUCAUUUGAGGAUCUGGUCGUGCUUCGUACUUGCAUGUAACAGUGUUCCUGGAGUGGCACGGCGAUUAUCUAGCAUAUAGCCCUAGGCGGCGGCUCCCAGU